Mytilus californianus (California mussel) is the source of this 7449-nucleotide messenger RNA. Its product is annotated as cyclin-dependent kinase-like 1. Bases 440 to 1552 code for a protein of 370 amino acids. The record is from RefSeq and is a predicted model, not a curated record. The transcript has 9 exons. Lineage: Eukaryota; Metazoa; Mollusca; Bivalvia; Mytilida; Mytilidae. Gene Ontology annotation, cellular component: nucleus. Gene Ontology annotation, molecular function: cyclin-dependent protein serine/threonine kinase activity; ATP binding. Gene Ontology annotation, biological process: protein phosphorylation.
AGUCAUAUUAAUCGCAAAACUUGUGCAUUCUGCGGACGAAUUCUUCACAAAAAAGAAAACCAUCAUGGCGACGUCUUUUUCUACACUUCAUAAUGGAUAAUGAAAAACGAAGAAAAAAGUCAAAGAGAAAAUUAUUACAAUGUUAUAACCAUAUGUAGAAUAAUAUGGCAGACAAGGAACAAUUCAGUGAACUAUUUUGUUUGAUAACAUAGCAAAUUGUAUUGAAGUGAGACGUAUAAAACUUGACGUGCCCGUGCGAUUUUGCAGUGUUGUUAGUUUUAUUUCAUUCACACGAUCGCACAUGCAUUUACCUCCAUAGCACAUAAUUGUUAUAUGUAAUAAUAAGCAUAAAAGCCGUAUGCUAAAACGUGUCCCCUCUUAUCUAGUCACACCUAAAAGCCAGUGAUAGCAGCUUGCAUUAACUAUUCUCUAUGACAAUAUGGAGAAAUACGAGAAAAUUAGCAAAAUUGGAGAAGGAUCCUACGGUGUUGUGUUCAAAUGUCGGAACAGAGAAACAGGAGCACUUGUUGCUAUCAAAAAGUUCAUGGAAUCAGAGGACGAUAUGCUUAUUAAAAAGAUAGCAAUGAGAGAAAUAAGAAUGCUAAAGCAAUUGAAGCAUCAGAAUUUGGUUAAUUUAAUAGAAGUAUUUCGACGGAAGAAAAAGCUUCAUUUAGUGUUUGAAUAUGUAGAUCAUACGGUGCUAACAGAGCUUGACAGAAAUCCACGAGGAGUUCCGGAACAUUUUACCAAAAAGAUAAUAUACCAAACUAUACAAGCUAUAAAGUUUUGUCAUCAACAUAAUUGUAUCCACAGAGAUGUAAAGCCAGAAAAUAUACUGAUAUCUAGACAAGGCACAGUUAAAUUAUGUGAUUUUGGAUUUGCAAGAGUCUUAACUGGUCCUGGUGAUGAAUACACAGAUUAUGUAGCUACAAGAUGGUACAGGGCACCAGAACUAUUAGUAGGAGACACACAGUAUGGACCUCCUGUAGACAUUUGGGCCAUUGGCUGUGUUUUUGCCGAAUGUCUUACAGGCCAGGCUUUAUGGCCUGGUAAAUCAGAUGUUGAUCAGUUGUAUCUGAUCAGAAAAACCUUAGGUGACUUGUUACCUCGACACCAAGAGAUUUUCUCAAAUAACAGUUUCUUCAGAGGUCUAACUAUACCUGAACCAGACAGGGUGGUUCCUCUGGAAGAAAGAUUUCCUAACAUAUCAUCAAAUGCCUUGCAUUUUAUGAAGUGCUGUUUACAAAUGGAUCCAACUCUUCGUUGGAAUUGUCAACAGUUACUUGAACAUCCAUAUAUGGAUGCCAACAGGGAUGCCCUAGAUCCACCAAAUAGACCAAAUCGUAAGAAGAACCCAUCACGCACGAGUACACACGUAAGUGAAACGACAAACUAUCAUCAUUUAUAUCAACAACUGCCUCAGCUGCACCAUAACACAAUGAACUCUACCUCAUCACCCACACCUACAUUGAACCCUCCCAAUAAGUCCUACUUUCAAGGGUCAAAGAAACCAAAGCCACAUUAUAACGACCAUCACCUCCCGAACAUCUGACUCCUCGGUCAAGGGGUUAGGAGGUUUGAUGGUAAUUGACCACUAUCAUCACUUGACUGACCCUGGAGGCCAUUUUCUACAUGGGAGCAUCAGACAUCUGGUGUGCUGCACGCCAGUUUGAACUGCUUGGUUUUUGACUGUCCUGGAGCGUUACAUUGUGACAGAAGAUUUAUUGACGUUAUGUUGUAAUUAAAUGGGAGAUGUUGUUGUGAUUUGGUGGUUACUCAUGGUUUCUAUAUUUCAGGAAAAAUAGUGUUGAUUUUAUUUUCCAAAGAAGAAAAUUUUCUAAGAUGUCUUUUAAUCACAGAAAUAUGUUAGGUAAAAAAGUUAAUAUAUUUUAAAAGUUAUGAGUUUAAUUUCAAUUUUUUUCAAUUGCUAAUUUUGAUUUUACAAAACAGGUAGAGGUUAUAUUCAGGCAUCUUUAAUAUUGGCCAUUUAUUAAAUCUUAUAAUGGAUGUAUUCAUUUUUAAGAAGAAAAAAUCAUGAAAGCAUGAGUUUCCACCAAAAAUAUGGUAAUGUAAAAUUUCAGGACUAGUCUCUAUUGCUAGGCAACCACCAUAUAUGUCAACAAUUAAUUGUAGUAAUUAGGUAUGUAAUAAUUGGUUUAGAUGGUAGUUAUUUUAGAGCAGAAAUUGUAAUAGAUUGUGUAAAAGGGAAAGUGUAUAUGAUAUCUUAUGUUGUGAAAGGUCUUAACACUAUAACUACUACUAUUUACCAAAAAAAAAGAAGAAAGAAAUGGAAAAUCCCAUGUAAAAUUUGGAACUAGGUUACUUGUCAAGUCAUUUACCUUCUCUAUCAAGAGGAUCAUUAAGGGUUUAUCUGUAGAUGUGUCACUACUUUCAAUCGGAUUUAUGAAUCGUGUGUAGAUGUAAAAAUAUUUACAAAGAAACAAAUGAAAAUAUACAUGACAUACUAUAUUGAUCAGAAAACCCUUUAAUCAUUCUCUUUUUCCAUUAAAAUUAUAUCAGAAAUGUGUUUUGUAAAAUAUUAAUGUGUGAUAAAAAAAAAAACAUUCAUCCAAAUUCACAUAAUUGUAAAUUGCACACACAAAUAUAUUCAGGAAUUUGAUAAUAAAGUAUGUUUCUUUUAAGGUUUUGUUUUGGAAUUUUUUAUAAAGGAGUUUGUAAUGAAAUCAGUGCUAGCCUUACCUAUUAUUGUCUGUACUAAUUGUGUAUGUUUGUGAUUGUGAAAAUGUUUGUUUGUUGUUUGGUUUUGUCGAUGUACCAUAAAAGACAAGAGAUUUUGGUAAGAUUAUUCAAUUGGGCCAGUAAAUUGGAAAAAAUCAUUUACAUUUAAAAAAAACAACAAGAUUAACAUUGCUGCAAUGAGAAUGAAAAAAGAACUUACUUUUUAUUGGAAUUAAAUUUGUUUUUGGAUAAACAGUACAGGAAUCUUGUACUCUUGUAAGGUAUACUCACACCUAACAUAGCAGUAAACAUCAGUUUGAUCUUGGACCAGAUUUGUUUUUCAUGGCAUCUUUGUGGAUUCUCUCCCCUACACUUUUGCAUUUAUGGUACCUUUGUGAAAAAUCGCCCAUUAUCUUUUGUAUUUGAUGGUACCUUUGUGAUUUCCUUUAUAGUCAUAUGACAUAUAUGUUAACAUGUGGUUGCCUAUAGUGUGUUUAUCUAUACCUAAUGAUUUAGUUCUAGUUGUGCACCAUAGCCAAAAUUUAGAAAUUUUAGAUUUUAAUAUUUUCAAAAUUAUGCUAGAUUUAGGGAAUAAACUACAAUGGUAUGAAUGAGGAUAAUAUAAGUUUUUUCAAGAGAUAUGACAAUAUAUUGAUUUAAAGUAUUUUGCCAUUACUUCUAUUACCUAACCAUCAGUAUAGAUAUUUUUAGAUAGAGGGACUCAUUUCCCGAGGGAGAGCUUCGAUGAAAGUUGAUCUUUUGUUAAUAGAUACAAGUAGAUGUACAGAUUGCAUAAUUGAUCAGACAAAGUUAAAAUUCAAAUAUGAUGUAUAAUAAAUGAGACUUUUCAAACAUUUCAAAACAAUUUUUUCAAGAAAAUAUAGUUAUAUACUUGUACAUACUGAAACCACUUUUACCAGAAAAUAUAGUACCAUACUUGUAACUGCUUAAAAAAAAUCAAACAUGUACUUGUAACUAUUUAUAAAUAGUCAGCUUCUAUCAGUCUCUGUUCAUCUUACAGCUGUGAUUACAGUAAAACAUAGUUGUGGUAUAAAAUAUCAGAUUUUUAUAUAUUAGUCAUUUGAUUAAAUUAACAAUGUGCCAUUGUCAGUAAUAGUUAUAAAUAUAUAUCUUGUCAUUGUAAAAUUUAUAUAAUUUAGUUCAAAAGUGAUGUGCAAAAAUCAAAUAUUUUGAACACAAAACAGUAGGACCUGUUUCUUGGUAUUCCUUCUUAUCCUAUUCAAAUGCAAAUGGACAGAUUUUUGGAAUGUUUUAAAUUAUUUAACUUUUAGUUUCUAAUAUCAGUUAAUUGUAAUAUAUUUGAUAUCUUGUGAAAAUCAAACCUCACAACAAAUUUUCUCUUGAAUAACAAGUUGAAAAUAUUAACACUUCAAAAAAGUAUUUUUUGUCCUUCCUGUGGUGAAAAUCUGGAAGGCAAGACAAAGCUAACCUAGAUUCUGUUGAUGGCAUUGUCAGUAUGGUGUUAAAGUUGUUUUAUUAGACAUCAAUAAAUUUUUCAAACAUUGACAGAAUUUUACUAAACUCUUGACAAAAGCUUCAUGACCUCUUUGAUUUGUAUUUUCCCCAUUUUUGCAGUCAAUAUACAGGUUUUAAAUUUUAAAGUUUGGAUAACUUUGCCAAACUUUCAAGGAAUGUUACAAAACUAAGACAGAAGCUUCUUCAUUAUCAAAAGAGCAAAAACCUUGAGCAAAAUGAUUUUUUAUUCAUUUUACUGAUGGAUUUUUAUUUAGCAAUUAACAUUACACUUUUACACUGAAAACAGCAGUCACAUUUAAAAUGCAUGAUUCUGUAGAACUCUUUUUUGAAUUAUUUCAUUUACAUUGAAACCAAAACUUUUUAGGGGGAAAUUUAUUUCACCUCACUUGCAUUGAUUUCAGUAUGAAAUUUUUAAUUGGCUCUUGCUUAUUUUUAUAUUCAAUUGACCAAUGACAAGAAAAUGGUCAACACAAUUAUUGCUUAUGCUGUUGAUAUUGUGACUUUUGGAAAAACUUUACACUUUUUACUUUUAAUGUGUCUUGAUUCAAACAUUGUUGUAGAAAAAAUUUACAGUAUUUUGGGAAUUUUUUAUUAAGAUUGACUUACAAAGAAAAACUGUUUGUAUGCAAAUAGCUUGUUAAGCUGACAGAAUUUAAAGGGUAUCAGAAAGUUCCAUUGUUACAAAUACCAAUUCAGAAUUUUUUGUUAUAGAUAAAUGUUUUGUCUUAAUUUUUGUUUGCCUUUAAUAACAAAAAAAAACAAAACAGUACAGUACAAGUAGGGAUGUAAUUUUAUACAAAAACAUUAAAAAAUGAAAUUCAGAUUUAUUUGAAACCGGUGAAAAAGGACAGUGUUUUGAAAUUUACACAGACGAUUGUUUGACUACAUGUUUGUUUAUUUUGUUGCAAUUUUUUUCCACUAGUGUGUUUUUCUUAAUUUCCUGAGCACAAUUCUAAACCCAAAUAACUUCUGUUGGCACUAAUUGUUUUGCUUUCUGUUGCUUCCAGUAUUUGCCUCCCAUGAAAUAUGGCCUGCUUGCUUCUAGUUUGAAUUGUAUAUCUUAGUAUAUACUUCCAACUAUGAGUAGGUUGAGAUUGGUAUACUCAUCUGUUUAUAAAUUCAUUUUGUCAUUGUCAUUUUGACACCAAUUUUUAGUCUUGUAUAAAAUUCAUAUGUUAUCACUUAUUUGGCACCAAAUGCUCUGUACAGUUUCAGUUUGAAAAGAGUUAAUAAACAGUUGCUGUAAUUGCAUAUUCAGAAACCUCAGGAAGUGAAUUUCAAAGACAUUACCCUAGAUGUACAUUUCUGGAAUUUUCUGUUGGUGAAAAAGUUGUAAUUUUGGAUCAACUUUACCCUAGCAACCAUUUCAAGUUGCAUAUAUUGGUUUUGGAUUUUUUAUUACAGAAUCAAACAUUUAACAACUCAUAAACUGGAAUUGGGUCUCAUAGUUUGUUAUUGAUACAUAUAUAUUUAUAGAUCGUUUUACUAUACCAUUUGUGUAUUUUGCAAGGUCUUCAUUUAGUUACAAUAUAUAUUAAUUGUAGUGAAUGAAUGUGUUUUUUUUAAUUUUAUUUAAAAUGGUAAACUUCAUAUUGUACAAAUAUGAUGUAUGUUGAAAUGUAUGAAUUUAUUGUAUAUUUUAUCAUUGUUAUCAGGAAAAAUCUUUUAUGAAGUUAAGAGUAAAAUUCAUGCAUAGCCUUUAAUGAAUUUUCUGUUAUAUUUAAAACUUGGUUGGUAAAAAGGAUUGAAGAUUGAAUUAUACAACAAGCAUUUUGAAUAUUUCUUUUUACAGAAAAGUUGGCUUAAAAAUCUCCUUAAAACUACGUAGCCAAGCAUCUAAGUAAUCCCUUGUUCCAGAUUCCAAGCAACACUUGAAUACUUGUUUCCAUGAUACAAUGCUGACUUCUAAUUUUACCUGUCUCAUCAGGUUGUGCAUUCCAUUAAGGUAACAAAACAAACAGUGUUUUUCAGUCCGACAAAAUAAAGACAUGAUUGUUUGUGAAAAAUAGCUGGUGCAUUUCAAAAGACCCACCAAAAAAUAUUGCACAUAUCUACCAAGUAAAUAUGAAGCAAUAACAUUUUAAAGCUGAAAUUGCCUUUUGAAGAAAAACUUCUUAAAAGAUUUUUUUUAAUGCAUGCAAUUGCUUUAAUGAUUGUCAAAAAUAUUUUGUUUUAGUUUUAGUGAGCAAUAAGUCUAACAUAGAAGAAUAUUAAAAUAUAAUUGAUGGAUUGAGGAAUCAUGUAUAUGUUAUUCCUUCUUCACCAGAUAUUGUAUCAAAUGUUAAAUUUCAAGUCUGUUUGACUUGUUUGUGUCUCAUAUUUGUUUAUAAAUCAUACAAUUUGAUUACAGUGAUAUUUAAUUUUUGAUUUGUUGUUUUUAACAUAAAUUUUCAUAACAUGAUUACAUAAUGUGUCUCUCUGUUUUUGAAAAAAAUAAAUGUUUUUAUAGAAAAAAAUUUCAACUGAAAAAAAGAAGUUGUUCAACAAUCAUGUACAAUGAUUCAGCUGACAGUGUAAUUUGAUUAUACAAGUAUAACUAUGAUACUUUGAAAAUGAUAAUUGUAAUACAAAGAUGAAAAUAAAAUAGUUAAAUUUAAUUAUCUCUGAAUAAUCAUCUGAAAUCAUGUUAUGUAGCAGUUUCAACAUUUUCAAACAAAAGUCAUGGAUAGAAAUAAUCAACUCAUCUUUCAAUUCCACUUCUCUUCUAAAUAACUUCAAAAUUUUAAACUCAGCUUGAACUAUAAUGUAUGAAAUUUAUUUUCAAUUAUCUUGCUAGACUUUAUAUCCUAGAAAUUUUGUAUCAUUUUCAUGUCAUGUGAAGCUAGAAUAGUUCAUUUAGUUAAGAUGAUCAUUCAUAAUAUUUUAUAUGAAUGUGGAGUCUUAUAUUAAUUACAAAACAAAGCUAAGGUAUGUACAAUGAAAUAAAAUUUAAUAAAAAAAAACAGACAAAUAGGCAAAAUGUUAAUUCUAAGAAAAUGGAUUCAAUUGGUAAGGGCCAUUUGACAAAUUGUUAACUUCUUUUUCUGAUAAACUAUUGGUAAAGGCUUCUAGAAGAGACAACCAUGUUCACACAUAACAUGUGCAUCAUUUUUUUAUGUUUUUUCCUCCAUUUUUUGUAGCAUCCGUCCUGUUGUUUUGGUUGUCUGGUUAUAAUGUAGACUAUAGUAUACAAAUUUUUGCCAAAGGUAGAUCGGGUUUUUGUCAGAAUAAUCUCAACAGUCUUAAACUUGUUACCUGUAUCUAGAUACAAUAAAUGUUAUCAAAUCAUGAAAA